Molecule: messenger RNA, 2067 nt
Organism: Cetraspora pellucida
Lineage: Eukaryota; Fungi; Glomeromycota; Glomeromycetes; Diversisporales; Gigasporaceae
Source: the annotation of a GenBank genome assembly
AUGAGCUAUUCUUCGGUCGUAUGGAUUGAUGAUCCAUUCUUUAUCAAACGUCAACGUGUUCAAAUGGCUUGCUCUUUUUGUCGUCAUCGAAAAAUUAGAUGCGAUGGUAGAAAUCCUUGCGCAAACUGCAAAAAAUAUUCUACCAGUUGUACUUAUAUUUCUACUACUUCUAAUGACUCUUCCAUUUUCGGAAUACAAACAUCUCAUGGAAAGCGUCCUUUAGAUGAUGUCACAGAACAUCAAACUUUACCUCCGGCUCUUCGUCGUAAUCCUACUUCCCAAGGAAUGUUUUCGGCACCUUCCCCUCAAUCUUCAACAAUUCUGCCAAGUAACUCAAUUUCUGUUGCUAAACCGGAACCAAAACUGCCUCUGAUUGACGAUCAUGUAAUACCACCCGACGAUAUUGUUGAACAUUUACUUGAACUUUAUUGGACUAAUGUUCACCCUUAUGUUCCAGUUCUUAAUAAAUCUAUUUUUUUACAACAACGUGAGAGUCCUGAUGACCCUCCAUCUCUCUUGUUACUUAACGCUAUGUUUGCUGUCGCUGCAGAAUUUUCUGAUCGUCCAUCAGUGCGAACAGACCCUGAAUCUCAUGAAAAAGGAGGAUGGAUCUUUUUUGAUAGAGCCCGUAAUAUCCUUGAUUCAUUUUUGGAUGCUCCGAGAAUGUCUACUAUAGCUGCUCUUAUCCUUAUGUCAAUUUAUCAACAACAUAAUACUAGGCGAUCCGGAAUUUCUCCUGGUUAUUUUCGUAGAUGGAUGUACAUUGGAAUGGCUAUUCGUAUGGCCCUUGAACUAGAUUUAAACAAAGAUUGUGACGAUCCUCAUCUUGAUCGUUCUCAUAAAGAAUUGAGAAAACCAAGUAACAUCGAAGAGGAAGAAUGUACUAUUCCUGAACCUGAUGAUAAUGUGAAUGAGCCUGAAUUAAAAGUCGAUGGUGCUCUUAGAGAAUUUAUUCACCAAAUUAAAUUUACCAGAAUGCUUCACCUCUUGCUAAAACAUAAUUUUUCUUACAAAGUCUCAACUACCUCUCCAUACCUUAAUCAAGAUAGUAUUGUGGCCAACUUUGAAGAUCAAAUUCAAGAUUGGUUCUCCCAGUUGCCCAUACAAACUACACAUACCACUGAGUCUCUUAUUGAUAACUCUAACAAUUAUUCUACAACAAUGUUACACCUUCGCAUGUUAUAUUACUCUUUUAUCAUUCUUCUUCAUCGGAGAUAUAUUCUGAAUCAAGAUUCUCUUUCAAAAUGUAUUCGAGCUGCACAAGAAGUUACUCCUAUCGGCGCUUCAAUACUUCGUAACUAUUCAUCGCCUUUUAGAGGGUUCCUUAAUUGCACUACUUGGUGUUUAUUACAAGCUGGAAUGAUUCAUGCUUUAAAUAAAGUUGUGGGAAAUGAAGCAUCCUGUAGAGUUGCUGAAGAACAUUAUGAGAAAAUAGUACAUCUUUUUCAAGAAUAUUCUCAAACAACCGCGUUGCAAGUAUUGCAAGAUCAUGCGAACACCUGCAGCUCUCAUCGAUUGUCCGUAAUAGAUGUUUGGUCAUCCUCAGAUAAUCCUCCACAACAAUCCCCGGAAAUGUUCGUCUUUUCACCUGGGAGUAAGGUCGGUAACAUCAAUAGCAACCUGCCCAACAACCACAUCAUCAAUAACAACGAUACCCCUUCUUUUUUACUAUCGCCUCCAACCGUUAAAUCCUCUAUUCCAUCAAUUGAUCAUCCUCCUUGUUUUCCUUCCAUUGAUGUUGAUGUUGAUGUUGAUAAUUUAUAUGAACAUCCAAACAUGCAUACAGACUUAACAAAUAAUUAUUCUAAUAUGGUUUCAUUCCAGAGCUUACAAUAUGGUGCUACUACUCUCCACAUGUCUCCAGCUACGACUACUAAUACUUUUGACACACCUCACAUAUCUCAAAUCACAACGCCUUUUUCCAGUCCGCAUAACGGGACAAUAUCCCCUCUCUGUGGAACAACACCUCAUCAAUCUCCAGAUGUCGACCUCGGCCCCAUUUACUUAGUACGAAAUCCACAAAUGCGGGACUCAGGACCCAUUUGGACUAACGACUGGAGUGACUAA